Molecule: messenger RNA, 834 nt
Organism: Penicillium argentinense
Lineage: Eukaryota; Fungi; Ascomycota; Eurotiomycetes; Eurotiales; Aspergillaceae
Product: UbiA family prenyltransferase
Exons: 1
Coding region: 1-834 (277 amino acids)
Cellular component (GO): membrane
Molecular function (GO): transferase activity, transferring alkyl or aryl (other than methyl) groups
Source: RefSeq, a predicted model, not a curated record
AUGGUCCCGGUGACCAUCCCUCACAUGUUUGCAGGCCUGGCAAACUAUUUAUCUGGCUGGGUCCUGCAGUCGUAUUCUGUUAUUGACUCGCCAUGGAACUGGAUUCUUCGUUUUACAUUGAUGGCUGCCUGGGUUUUACUGAAUCUGUUCUGUCUCGACUUGGCAAACCAGCGCCUGGAUGAGUCAGUCCAAGAGGAUUUCAUCAACAAACCAUGGCGACCCAUUCCGACUGGGCGUUUAAGUCAGAGAGAGGCAACCAAUCUCUUGUGUAUCGCGAUUCCAUGCACCUUAGGCUUCAGCUACUUCAGUGGUGGUUUUCGAGAAUCGGUCGUGAUGGCUGUUCUCAAUUACAUCUACAAUGAUUGUGGUGUCGCGAACGAACACUUCAUCCUCCGCAAUCUGAUGAACGCCUUUGGGUUCAUGGACUUUGUGGCGGGAGCAAGUCGUGUUAUUGCGGGUCCGCAAUCGUCGUUCUCUGCAUUGGGUCUUCUCUGGCUUGCAACAGUUGGAGCAUUUGUGUUCUCGACAAUUUCAAUACAAGAUCUGUACGACCAAGAGGGAGAUUCUGCUCGAAAUCGUCUGACUGCUCCUCUUGUUUUGGGAGAUUGGAAAAGUCGAAUUAUGACCGCCGGGGCGAUUAUGGUAUGCUCUUUGACUAUUCCGCCUCUGUUCGGCAUCAGGAGUCUAGCCGUGCUUAUCUGUUGGAAUGCCAUGGGCUUCACCAUAGCCGUUGGUGUGCUCCUGAGCCGGUGUGUGAAAAGAGACAAGGAAAAUUUUACCCUUUGGUGUGCGUGGUUGGUGUUGCUGUAUAUGCUCCCUCCACUCAGAGCUUAG